Petromyzon marinus (sea lamprey) is the source of this 5714-nucleotide messenger RNA. Lineage: Eukaryota; Metazoa; Chordata; Hyperoartia; Petromyzontiformes; Petromyzontidae. The record is from RefSeq and is a predicted model, not a curated record.
UGUAGGGGGGGGGGGGGCGGAGAGGUCCGCGCGCCAGCGCUGAAGCCACUGCGACUGCUGCUGCCGCGCGCUCAAGUGGAGAGGAGGAGGAGGUGGAGGAGGUUCGUGUCGGGAAGGGCGGCACAGGCAGCUCGGAACCUCCCGUCGGCGGCAAGGGGCCCUCCCGGGGCGGUGAGUGACACCUCUGGGCUUGCGCUGGAGUGCUGUGCUGCUGCCACGGCUGCUGGUGGUGGUGGUGGAGGGGAGUGGCUAGAGAGUAGAGAGGCGUGCGGAGAGAAUUGUCUCGAGACGCGGGGCUGUUUGGAGAGACGCGGAGACACUACGCGAGGACGCUCCGGAGACACGCGGAGACACGGGGAGACACGGGGAGACACGCGGAGUCGCGCAGAGAAACGGGGAGACACGCGGAGUCGCGCAGAGACACGCCGAGACACGGGGAGACACGCGGAGACACGGGGAGACACGCGGAGUCGCGCAGAGACACGGGGAGACACGGGGAGAUCUGUCGGAAUGCGCCACUGAGACGGGUGACUCGUUGCUGUGCCCACGGCCGCCGCGCAUCGGAGUCGAACCGGGAACUUUCGCUCCGUCUCUCUGUCUACCCGCGAACUCGAUAAUAUCAACCAACGAGACCACGACUUACAGUCGCAACAGCAGCAGUCAUCAUUUAUAUAUAUAAAGCACCAUCAUCAACAGCAGAAUAACAACAACAACAACAACCAUCAUCAUCAUCAGUGUCGGCUGCAGCAGCAGCAACAGCCGUAUCAAUAUCAACAGCAGCGGUAACAUCAUCAUCAUAUUCAUAAGCAGCAGAAUCGGCAGCAUUCACAGACCAGGUCACUAUCAUCACCACCACCACCAUCAGCAGCAACAGCAGCAGCCCCGUCGGCGCCACCAGCGAUGCGCCCACUCAACACGUGCGCCGCGAGACAGCCGCACCGCGCACUCGACACCUGAAAUCCGCGGUAGUUCCCCCACUACCACCACCACCACCACGCUGUGCCAUGCCGGUCCCGAACCGCGACUACGAGAGGCGCGGCUCCGGGAGCCCGGCUGCCGCGAGCCGCGUCGGAUUCCGGGCAGCCCUGGUCGAGAAGGACGGUGGCGGCGGUGGCGGCGGUGGUGAUGGAGGAGGAGGAGGUGGCGGUGAUGGAGCAGGAGGAGGAGUAGGCGACGGAGUCGGAGGAGGUGGUGGGAGCUUCGGCCGCGACGACGGAGAUUCUCUGCUGGGGCUGCAGUCCUCCGGGGGGCCCGGUGGUCCUGGGGGAGCCGCAGGGGUUGCGGGGCUACAAGGGGACCCCUUCUCAGGGAUGGCGAUGCGCGUCCGAAGCGGGAGGCACCAAGCCCGACGCGCCCCGGGGUACAGGCGCCUGCAGAACGUGCUCUACAACCUGCUGGAGCGACCCCGCGGGUGGGCCUUCAUCUACCACGCCUGCGUGUUCGUCCUGGUGCUGAGCUGCCUGGUGCUGUCUGUGUUCUCCACCAUCCAGACGUACCAGGACGCCGCCUCCAAGGCGGUGCUGCUGCUGGAGUACAUCAUGAUCGGGGUGUUUGGCCUCGAGUACUUCGCCCGCAUCUGGGCGGCCGGCUGCUGCUGCCGCUACCGGGGAUGGAGGGGCCGAUGUCGCUUCGCGCGGAAGCCGUUCUGCGUCAUCGACAUCAUCGUGCUGAUCGCGUCGCUGGCCGUGAUCAUCGCCGGCACCCAGGGCAACGUGUUCGCCACGUCGGCGCUGCGCUCCCUGCGCUUUCUGCAGAUCCUGCGCAUGGUUCGCAUGGACCGGCGCGGCGGGACCUGGCGGCUGCUGGGCUCCGUGGUGUACGCACACAGCAAGGAGCUCAUCACGGCGUGGUACAUCGGCUUCCUGGUGCUCAUCUUCUCCUCCUUCCUCGUCUACCUCCUCGAGAAGGACGAGGAUAACAAGUACUUCGAGACGUACGCCGACGCGCUCUGGUGGGGCACGGUGACGCUCACCACCAUCGGCUACGGGGAUAAGUACCCGGUCACGUGGGGGGGGCGGCUCUUGGCGGCCGCUUUCGCCAUCAUCGGCAUCUCCUUCUUCGCGUUGCCCGCCGGCAUUCUGGGCUCAGGCUUUGCCCUCAAGGUGCAGGAGCAGCACAGACAGAAGCACUUUGAGAAGCGACGGAGCCCAGCAGCAGGCCUCAUUCAGGCAGCGUGGAGGAUCCACGCCACGGACCCGUCCCGCGUGGACCUCACCUCCACGUGGAGGUUCUACUACGAGUGCAUCCCUUCGCUAAGCCAGAAGCUUUCCCUCCGCGAGCGACUGUCCAGCCCGGUCACGCAGCUCAUGAGGAGUCGACCUAACGCCGGGCCCAGCGGCGGCUGCGCCGGCUCCCUCACGCAGCCCGGCGGCGGCGGCGGCGGCGGCGGCACGACCGGUUCCCCCGGCGGGCACGGCCCCGACAGCAACGGCCCCGGCACGGCGGCGGCGGGGGCCGUGCCGGCGGACGCCGUCCGCUCCGGGUACAGCUCCCCCGCGGGGCCCGGCAGCGACGCUCCCUCGCCCGCCGCCCGCGUGCCCAAGUCGCGCUCGUUCAGCGAGCGGGCGCGCCUGCGCACGUCGCUGCGCAGCGUCCUGCACCACCGCGUCGGCACCGAGGGCGCGCUCACCGACGACAUGUUUAGCGAGGUGGGGCUGCCGGGAGACGUCACCCGGGAGAACUUUGAGCCCGUCGUCAAGAACGGCAUCCGAGCCAUCAGGGUGAUGAAGUUCCUCGUCGCGAAGAAGAAGUUCAAGGAGACGCUGAGGCCGUACGACGUGAAGGACGUCAUCGAGCAGUAUUCAGCAGGACACCUCGACAUGCUGGGCAGAGUCAAGAGCCUGCAGGCCCGGGUCGACCAGAUCCUGGGCGUGAGGACCCACUCGGGGCCUGUGGAGCGGAGGGGCCGCGACCGUGGGGCGGGCCCCGAGGCGGAGGCGCCGUGUGACGAGCUCAGCCUGCUGGGCCGCGUGGCGCGCGUCGAGAAGCACGUCCAGGCGAUCGAGCAGAAGCUGGACAUUCUGGUCGACCUCCACCGCCGCAUCCUUGCCGUGCCUCCCGCCGACGACCCCCAGGCGCUGCCGUGGCCCCCUCCUCCCCCGCCGCCCCCUCCCGAACGGGGGCCAACCGAGCCGCGGGCGCUGGCCUACGAGCUCGGAACGACCGCUCCGAUCGCGGCUCCGACCGUCGCCACCGCCGACAACGACCACGGUUACUUCUCGGCGCCCAAACCCGCGUCGACGUUCGUGCGUCUCGCCGACCACGGGGAGCCUCCGCCGCAGCCUCCGCCACCGCCUCUGCCGCCGCCUUCCCCACCGCCCCACGGCAAGCAGCGGUCGCGGUUCGGUGCCAGGCGGGCGCACCCGGCGAGCGAGCCGUCGUCGCGCGUCGACCCGGCGCCGCCGCUGCCGCCGCCGUACUCGUCUUUCGCGGCCGGGGCCUUGCCGUGCGGCCGCGCCGGAGGGCGCAGGUCGACGGCCGAGGGCCGGCGGGGCCGGGCGCACAGCCUCGACUGCCUCGAGCGGGAGAACGGCGUCGGGGUUCCGUCGACGGCGGCGCCGGCGUCAGCCGUCUCGCCGGCUGCCACGGCGACGGCGGGCGAGGGCUGGGCACGUCUGGCGGCGCAGGAGAGCCUGGGCAGCGACGACGCGUCGCUCAGUUGGCAGGACGUGGUGCUCUUCAUCAGCGACGAGGACGCGCAGCACGCGGACGCGGCGAGCGAAUGCGACGCCGACGACGCGGUGGCGGCGGCGGCGGCGGCGGCCGAGAGGCGCUCAGGGCUCGCGUGACACGGCCUCCCCGGGGGCAAAGGUUAAGGGUGGCAGGGUGAGGUGGAGGGUGAAUCACAGCGCGCAAACCUUGAAGGUGGGCCCUCUGCUGGCGGGGUUGUGGAAACGCCGACCAGAGCUCUGGUCUCGCGUGAGAUUCCCGAACUCCACCCAUCCAAGUCCUCGCAACCCACUACGGCGCCACUUCUCCACGUUUUAAUACUUCCUCGCUCCCCCGCGCGCAUCAUCCGAUGAUUGCUAAACGAAUCCCACGUGACAUAGGACACACGUGGUGACACGUAAGAGAUGUGUUGAUUAAUUCGAAUCGGCACUCCCCAUGUCACGUGGAAUAUGUUUAUAAAUCGUCAGGCACUUGCGGCAUGUCACAACUUAAUUUAAACAGAGACCGUUGGUACAUAUGGGAAGGUGGACUAUGGUGAGUCGUAAUGACUGGAGUUUGGGCACACUGGAUCUGAUGCUGCUUCACCCAAAUGGACCCAGACCUGUGCAGGCACCAGGGUACCUCGCAUGCCUCCAUCUGGCAUGGUUGGGCACAAAGGACAAUGUAUGCCUACACAUGUUAGAACCCAUUGAGAUAAACCUGUCUCAGUGACGAGCGUUGCCUGCUGGGGUAAGAAAAAGCACAGCGGUUACAGAAAGAAAAAAAAACAUGAACAACAAUUAAAUAUAUUACCGUGCAAAUGUUUCAGUUUCGCAACAUUAUCCAUUACACGUUUUCACGGGCAACGUGGCUGGGCUGUUGCUGGCUCGGCGAGUGGCAGUUGAGGCCACUACAGUUUUAAGUCUUAACACUGCGGUCCCAGGGAUAUGAUCUCGCCCUUGCACCAAUGGCGUGAAUGCCGAGUUGAUUGAGUCUCUUCAGAGGACAAAUGCUUUUGAUUUCCAACAAAAUGGUACCUGUACUCUUGACCGCCCCAAGGGAAAUGAUGGGCUGAGUUGACCCCCGUAACGGGAUUUGAACUGGUAACGUUCCAAAUGCAGGGCGAACGGACUCGUCGCUUGCACCACCCGGGCAGCUGGCCCGAGUCUCCGCUCUCAGUCCGUUUAAUAUUGAACGCAGCGCGACGCUGUUGGCUGUCGGCAAAGAGGCAGAAGUGUUACAGUCCUGUGGCAGGGCCAGGUCUGUCCGUAAUACAGUGACCACUGAUGACAUCUCUGCACCAAGUGUUGAGGCCUCCCCAGAUGGUGCUCACCUCAGAAAAAUUAAUGAUGGUGGUGGUGAUUAAGGGCUAAGGUAGCUUUGGCUGGGAUUCGAACCUUGUAAUUAUGAUCCUAGUCCUCUUCCAAAUAGACUACGGAGGUUGCAACUCCCAAUCUUGUGUGAUUCCACCAAUCCAACGUCCAUAAAUAAAUGUGGGCUCAUGGAACACUACCCAGUCAGCAUUGAUGACUUAUCAACAACAACAACAACAGGCAGCGGAAAUAUGAAUCAAUGAUCAAAGAGGACAUAAACCGUCACAGUGGCAAAGUCGCAACCCAGAGGAACGACUACGAAAGAAUGAAUAAACUGACAAUGGCAUCACCACAUCAGAGCAACAACGAGUAUUUAAUGACGCGCGACGCAUCAACUUGUAUUUAAGCCGGCGAGGGUUCGCGGGCUCGUGGCGCGGGUCUGCAAGCACGGUUCAUCGACGCAGACGCAGCGGCGUUGGCCGGCGAUGGGGAAAAAAAAAAACCGCGGCGAACGAAUGUCGGCCACCGCCAUUGCUGUCACAGCCACCGCGGCGUCGAAACCGGCGGUUUUCCCAAAGUGCACGCGGUUUUAAACCACGCGCUGCCGGUAUGAAUGUACUGUAACUCGCUGACCUCAUGCAAAUAAUCACGUGUUUAAUAAGGCAGCACAGUGCUGGAAUGAGAAGAAGAAUAAGAAGAAAAAAAAGUUGGGGGGGGAAAAAAUCAACCAAACUAGAAUUGGAGUAAAAAAAA